GUGUGUUUGAGUGUGUGAACUGAGCGGAGGUGAAGAAGAGGAGGAUGAAGCUGGGAGCGGAGGAUGGGAGGAAGAGUGGAGUAAGAGACAGGCUAGCUAUCAAGGGCUGUGUGUGCAUGCCUGCAAGUGUGAAUGCGUGAGUGAGUGAGGAAGAGGCACAGGGAGGUCGUUAACGGACUGAAACAAAGACUAUAUUUUUGGUACCCCCAAAACAUUGUAACGGAAACUUUAAACUUUUACCCGCCAGAGCUUGGCUGCCGUGCCGGGUCCCGGCUUUGUUUCACGGCGGGGGAGGUCCACGAUAAAUGCAGGUAUAAAAUAGCUUCAGAUCGACAUUUUUCACGCAAGAGGGGGGAAUCCCUGGAACUGUGUUUGUUGCGGGUUACGAGAGAAUGGCGGCCAACAUGUACCGAGUCGGAGAUUACGUAUACUUUGAGAAUUCCUCCAGCAACCCGUACCUGAUCCGCAGAAUAGAGGAGCUGAACAAGAUCAUGGUAAACCCAAUGACUGCCAAUGGGAACGUAGAAGCCAAAGUGGUGUGUCUGUUCAGGAGGCGGGACAUCUCAGGCAACCUCAACACCCUGGCCGACAGCAACGCACGAGACUUUGAGGAGGAGUCCAAGCAGCCUGCCGUGUCUGAACAACAGAAACACCAGCUGAAGCACAGAGAGCUCUUCCUCUCUCGGCAGUUUGAGUCCCUCCCCGCGACACACAUACGAGGAAAAUGCAACGUCACACUCCUGAACGAAACAGAUGUCCUGGCUGGGUACCUGGAGAAGGAGGACUGUUUCUUCUACUCGCUGGUGUUCGACCCCGUCCAGAAGACCCUGCUGGCUGACCAGGGGGAGAUCCGGGUGGGAUCCAAGUACCAGGCUGAGAUCCCAGACAAGCUGGCUGAAGGUGAAGCAGACAGCCGCGUGCAGGAGAAGCUGGAGACCAAAGUGUGGGACCCCGACAACCAGCUCAAAGACCCCCAGAUCGACCAGUUCCUGGUGGUGGCACGGGCCGUAGGGACGUUUGCCCGAGCCCUAGACUGCAGCAGCUCCAUCCGCCAGCCCAGCCUGCAUAUGAGCGCUGCAGCCGCCUCCAGAGACAUCACACUGUUCCAUGCCAUGGACACUCUGCAGAAGAACGGCUACGACCUGGCCAAGGCCAUGUCCACGCUGGUGCCCCAGGGGGGGCCGGUGCUCUGCCGGGACGAGAUGGAGGAGUGGAGCGCCUCCGAGGCCAUGCUGUUCGAAGAGGCGCUGGAGAAGUACGGCAAGGACUUCAACGACAUCCGCCAGGACUUUUUGCCCUGGAAGUCUCUAGCCAGCGUGGUUCAGUUUUACUACAUGUGGAAGACCACUGACCGCUACAUCCAGCAGAAACGUCUGAAGGCGGCGGAAGCGGACAGCAAGCUCAAGCAGGUCUACAUCCCAACAUACACCAAGCCCAACCCCAACCAGAUCAUGGCCCCAGGCAGCAAGCCUGGCAUGAACGGGGCGGCAGGCUUCCAGAAAGGACUCAGCUGCGAGAGCUGCCAUACCGCCCAGUCUGCCCAGUGGUACGCCUGGGGCCCUCCCAACAUGCAGUGCAGGCUGUGCGCCUCCUGCUGGAUCUACUGGAAGAAGUACGGGGGCCUGAAGACCCCCACACAGCUAGAGGGAGCCGCCAGAUCUGGCUCCGAGUCCACCCCCCGCGGUCACAUGACCCGCCAGGAAGUGCAGGGGCUGUCCCCGUUCACCCGGAGCGAGGGGCGCGCCAAGCUCCUGGCCAAGAACCGGCAGACCUUCAUCCUGCAGACCACCAAGCUGACGCGCAUCGCCCGCCGCGUCUGCACGGACAUCCUGCAGCCGCGCCGGGCCGCACGGCGCCCCUACGCCUCCAUCAACGCCAACGCCGUCAAGGCCGAGUGUAUGAUCAGGCUUCCUAAAGCCACCAAGGCCCCUAUAAAGAACAGGUCCAUCCCUCGACCGUCCCUGGCCACCAUAGUGAAGGAUCUGGCCGUGCAGGCCCCCCUGAAGCUGAAGGCUCCCAGAGGGGCCCCGACACCUAUCAACCGUAACCAGGCCAAUCAGCCUCGCGGGGGCUCUGGGCUGCUGGGAAAGAGGCCCUUUGAUAGCGCAGCGGGGCUGCCCUUCUCCACCAAUGGGAGGCCGUUCACGUCGGGAAUGCGGACCACCUCUCAGUCUGUGAUCAAGCGUCAGAAGGUGAACCAGGGAGACGCCCCCAACCCUGUGGUGUUUGUGGCCACCAAAGACACCAGAGCUCUGAGGAAACACCUGACCCAGUCUGAGAUGCGCCGGGCUGCCAGGAAGCCCCACCUGCCUGUCCGGAUCAAGCUGCCUCCCCGGCCCCUGGCCACACCCAUCCUGCCCUCCAGCACCAGCGAGCCAAUCGUCCUGGAGGACUGAGGGGCGGAGCCUGUUCAGGACACGGCUGUAGGAGGGUGCUCGCGCCGGUCCUCUGCUAGGCAGCGCACGCCAUACCAGUCGUCUUUUCUUUUGGUGUUUUUUUCUUUUUCUUUUUCUUUUUUUUUAUUGUAUUUUCUCCUUUUCUUCAUCUUCUGUUACUUCCCCAAAGUGCAAUUGUGCUUAUUUACACACACACACACACACACACACACACACUCGAGUGACACGCAAAUACAUGUAAAUCUUGAGACAUACACAUUUACACUGACAUGCUGGCACCAGAUUUUGGGGCUUUGUAGUAUUUUAUUCCGGCUUCAUUUUGCUUCCUUGUUUGGCUCCCCUUUUUUUAUUGGCUAAUAUUUUAAACUGUGUAAUUUAAAUCAGAAAUAUUUCUCAUCCUGAAAUAAUGGUGAUAAAGCACACUUUAUUUUUUUCCUCCGGGUCUAUCUUAUUUGUGUAAAUAUUCGCAACAUUUGAGGGGGUGGCUCCUAUUGGUUUUGGGGGGGGGGGGGGGGGGGGAAUUGGGGAGGUUUUUUAAGCAUGUUUUCUUUAUCUGGAAAGUUCUAUUUUGAUGAUAACUUCACUGACAUGUUUCAUCAUAAAUUGGAGAGGUUGCAGUAAAGUGCUCGGUGUGUGUCCGUGUCUGUUGUCCAUACCUCAAACGUGUCCAUUUGCAAUCAUGUGUCCCUUACAAGGCUUUCACACUAUCUCCCCUGUCUUUCUGCCUCCCACAGCCGAUUGAGAACCCCCACUGUCUCUGAAAGGUUUUAUUUUGUUUUACCCCCCACCCUUAGUGUUGCAGUAGUAUUUGUUCAACUCUAGUAGAUUGUCCCAGUCAAUUCGAGUCUGGUCUUGACCCGUAUCACUUGAUUUUAAAAGCCAGAGGCCGAUGUGGAUCUGUCUAUGGGCCUUAAUGUAAAGAAUUGGGGUAUCGUUUUAAUUUUGACCCCCAACAAGAUGAGGAUUGGAGUGCAACGGUACUUUACCAUCAGCACUGUGCUCGAAGGGGAAGAAAUAGUUGGUUAUGUAUGUAAACAGGUUGGGAGAGUUCAUGAGUAGGUUUGGAACAUAUUUCAAUCAGUGGUGGGUUGAUAUGAGUUUAAUUGUGGCGUGUUUGAUACAUGCGACAUGAACAGUGUUGGCUUUGAGGUACUUGAGUUGUGAUGACGGGGAUGAAGCUGUGUCUAAGUGAAGGAGUCAGAAACAAGCCAUAUAGACAGGGGCUUGAUUCGAAGAGGCCCCCCCUCCCCCUUCCUUGUUUUCUCCCUGUGCAUGUUGAUGCCUGUCCCUCUGAAGGCUUAUAGUAGGUCGCUCCACUUUAGUUUAGGCCACAGCAAAAUGACAAUUGACUGUUGGACUUUGGGUUUAUUUUAACGACACAGGCAUAUGUUACAGGCUAGUUAACGGAUGGUGUUAUUUCUAAACAGCAGCAGUAUGUGCUGAGGAGGAUAUGAUAGGAAGUUCCAGUCAUGUCUCGAGUAGUGAGUUGAUUUGGUUUGAGUCUUUAUUUCCUGUUACCCUUGUUUGAGUGAAAGGGUUAAUGGAUGAAAUCGAUGCUAAAUUGGAUAUUAUUAUUCCUCGUUCUCCCUCAGGCUUGGUUCAUUAGCCAGUGAAAGGGUCACAUGAUGGAUUUAUAAGCGCAAUGUGGGCUUUUGUAAUGUUUCUAAAACAAAUUCAAGUGUUAAAUGCAAAGCAAAUACUAACCUGAAAAAAAGACUGGCUUAUUGGAAACUUCAGUGUUUUUUAUAUAAAAUCUGAAAGCUUGUAAUUACUCCGAAUUGUGGAGAGGGUUGCAAUCCUGUACAUGUAAACAUUGCUCUCCUUCGAUGGGUGGGUUUGGGAUGGGAUGGGGGGGGGGGGGGGGGGUUGGGCAGGCAGGACAGAGGGCUACAUUCAAGGGGAGAGGGGUUAGAAUUUUGUAAGUUGGAGAGAGAAUUAUGCUAAAAUUAAAAACUUUUUUUCUCAAGUGUUUUUUUAUUCCAAUGUCUCUGUAUCCUUUAAUGUAUCUUGAUAAGAAAAGAAAUAAAGAUUUUUUUUCUUUGU
Osmerus eperlanus (European smelt) is the source of this 4439-nucleotide messenger RNA. It is a transcript of the gene mta2, whose product is annotated as metastasis associated 1 family, member 2. Lineage: Eukaryota; Metazoa; Chordata; Actinopteri; Osmeriformes; Osmeridae. The transcript is spliced from 19 exons. The coding region runs from base 393 to 2396 and encodes 667 amino acids. Gene Ontology annotation, biological process: negative regulation of transcription by RNA polymerase II. Gene Ontology annotation, cellular component: nucleoplasm; NuRD complex. The record is from RefSeq and is a predicted model, not a curated record. Gene Ontology annotation, molecular function: sequence-specific DNA binding; transcription corepressor activity; chromatin binding.